UUACACCUGCACACGAGCACCUGGAAAAUGGGAACACCUGGAACUUCCCCUCUCUGUUGGAAAAUGGGAGAUAAGCUUACCGUCCUAGAAAACAGGACUUGGUUCAACAUAGAAUUCAAGAUGUGGGUGGAUGGCUCUAGGCCUGAUAGGUUCAAGAAAAUUGUUAGGAUCGAACCAGGCAAGUCUAUAAGAGUAAAGGCCUCAACUUUCAACAGUGAUGAUCAGGGCAGUCUUGAACAUGCCAUCCUGCUGGUUUAUGCAAAUGGAAGUUGGACAGGAAAAUACAUUCUUCCUCAGGACUUGUUCGCUUGGGCGGCAGUCUUCUGCGACAGUAACCGACACGGUCAAGUUAUUCUUCGAGCCAGAAGAGCAAACUUCAACCUCUUCAGACUCAAGUACUUCUUCUAUGUUUCGCGUUCCUUCCUGCAAAAUACGGGGGACUAGGCAUGGCUGAAGAGGAGAUUUAGGUAUGGUAUCACUAAUUAUGCCAAUCUUUCUUAAUUUCUGAUGCUCUCUGGUUUGAGCUUUUCUACUUAUGGAAAAAAUAAUAA
This is a messenger RNA of Coffea eugenioides, 551 nucleotides long. RefSeq lists its product as uncharacterized. Lineage: Eukaryota; Viridiplantae; Streptophyta; Magnoliopsida; Gentianales; Rubiaceae. The coding region runs from base 28 to 444 and encodes 138 amino acids. The record is from RefSeq and is a predicted model, not a curated record. The transcript has 2 exons.